Messenger RNA from Leguminivora glycinivorella, 1448 nucleotides. RefSeq names its product triosephosphate isomerase (gene Tpi). Gene Ontology annotation, molecular function: triose-phosphate isomerase activity. The coding region runs from base 168 to 914 and encodes 248 amino acids. The transcript is spliced from 7 exons. NCBI's taxonomy places the organism in Eukaryota, Metazoa, Arthropoda, Insecta, Lepidoptera, Tortricidae. The record is from RefSeq and is a predicted model, not a curated record. Gene Ontology annotation, biological process: gluconeogenesis; glycerol catabolic process; glyceraldehyde-3-phosphate biosynthetic process. Gene Ontology annotation, cellular component: cytosol.
AAAAGCAAAUAAUUUAACUUUGACCAAUCAUUUCUCUUAUGUUUAUCAUUGAUUUAAAUUUUUGUAAUUGCAAACUUAGUAAAGGUCAUCUGAACUUGUGCAACACUUGCGGUCAAACCGGAAUCGGCGAAUUAUUUUUUGAGUAGGACGAAAUUAAAUACAGCAUCAUGGGUCGCAAAUUCGUUGUCGGCGGAAACUGGAAGAUGAAUGGCGACAAGAACCAGAUCAACGAGAUUGUCAAUAACCUGAAGAAAGGUCCUCUUGACCCCAAUGUUGAGGUUGUCAUCGGUGUGCCUGCCAUUUACCUGGCUUAUGUGAAGAGUAUCAUUCCUGACACCAUCAGUGCAGCUGCCCAAAAUUGCUGGAAGACUGCUAAAGGAGCAUUUACUGGUGAGAUAUCGCCAGCAAUGAUCAAAGAUGUUGGCUGUGAGUGGGUUAUCCUUGGCCACUCAGAGAGGAGAACGAUCUUUGGCGAGAAAGACGAGUUAGUCGCUGAGAAGGUUGCCCACGCAUUGGAAUCCGGUCUGAAAGUGAUCGCUUGCAUCGGCGAGACCCUGGAGGAGCGUGAGGCGGGCAAGACCGAGGAGGUGGUGUUCCGGCAGACGAAGGCUCUUGUCCCGGCCAUCGGCAGCAACUGGGACCGCGUGGUGCUGGCCUACGAGCCCGUGUGGGCCAUCGGCACCGGCAAGACCGCCACUCCUCAGCAGGCUCAAGAUGUCCACGCGUCACUCCGCAACUGGCUCGUAGCCAACGUGUCGGCGGAGAUAGCGGGCGCCGUGCGCAUCCAGUACGGCGGCUCCGUGACGGCCUCCAACGCCAAGGAGCUGGCCUCCUGUGCCGACAUCGACGGCUUCCUCGUCGGCGGCGCCAGCCUCAAGCCAGAGUUCGUUGACAUUGUCAACGCUACUCAGUAAAUCUGAGGUCUACAAAACGCCCGCCCAUCACAGCACAAUCGAUCCUUGAUGGAUAUUAUAAGUAAAAUUAUGACAGACGUAACUAAGUAGGUAAGUCUACUUUGUAUCUUGUAGAUUAUCAGUUUUUAUAUUAAAUCAUAUUUGAAACGCGAAAUUUAAAUUUGUUAAGUUUAUACUUUGUUGUCGCGUCUAUUUGCGAUGCAGGGCGGUUGUUUUGUUUGUACCCUGCUAUAAGUACUCAUUUAUACAUUACAUAAUAAACCUAUAUGUGUAUAUGCAUACGAUUAUGUAAUAGUCAUAGUAGUUAUAUGUAGUUAUAGAGGUCGUAUGCUCGCAGUUUGCAUUAUCCGUUUGAUAAGUUAAAAUUUAUAAUAACUUUUCGUUUGUAAGUUUAUAUUAAAUCAAAUUUGAUAUGAGAGUAUGUCUACUUGGUUAUUGUUGUUGUGUAUUUAUAGAGCGUUCGAUUUUUUUCAAAUUAUACUUUCUUUACUGUUAACUGGUCUCGUACGUGAAUAAAUUCACUGUAUUACCGUU